CAAUUCAUCAAGUUAUUAAUAUUUAUCCAGUACAAACUUCACACGAUAUCAGGGCGCUGGGAACUAGUUUUUAUUACAGUCCAAUUGCAAGUACUGAGACCGCCAGUUCGCCAUGUAUGUCGUUGGCUAAGUGCCUAUUCAUGAAGAUUUUGCAGUAGGACUGACCGUGAGGUUUAGGCAAAGUACGAUGAAUAUCGGCUUAUUUGAAUGAAAAAGAAAUAAGAUAAAGUAAGGAUAUAUGAAAAGAGAUGUCCGGGUUAACUAAGAAAACAAAGAAAACGUCAUCUCUUGAAGCAGAACUGUAUUAUCUGAUCGCAAAAUUUCUGAACACUGGACCAUGCAGAAAAAGUGCAGAGAUUCUUCGGCAAGAGAUCGAGGAAUACCAGCUUAUGCCUUGUCGUAUAGAUUGGCUUGGAAACUAUCAUCAAAGAAGUUUUGAAGAUUUGGAACAAAGUUAUCCUCAUAUAUCACAUGACCAUCUCCUGAAAAUAUGUUCUCGACUUGGACCAGUGUUAGACAAAGAGGUACCGUCCAGUGUUCCAGGUGUUCAAACCCUUUUAGGGGCUGGCAGACAGUCUUUGUUAAGGACAAAACAGAAUGCUUUGACAGCAACAUGGAGAGUUUCAGAGAUGACUGCCCGCCGUCACGGAUGCCCGUUUUUACCUCCUUCAUAUACACGAUCAUUGUACCCUCCUAAUAUAGUAUAUGGACUUUAUGCAAGAGAAGCUAGUGGUCCAAUGAAAUGUAUUCAUCUCGCUUCAUCCAAAAUGUAUGCGAAACAACAGCUGUAUCGUCGCAUGCUGGGUCAUUUGUCUUCCGUAUACUGUGUUCUCUUUGAUAGAACAGGAAAAUACAUUUUUACAGGAGCAGAUGAUACACUUGUUAAAAUCUGGAGUGCUUGGGAUGGGCGAUUACUCUCAUCUCUCAGAGGUCACUCUGCGGAAAUCACCGAUAUGGCUGUCACAUAUGACAACAGUCUCAUCGCAGCCAGCAGUGUGGACAAAAUAAUCAGAGUCUGGUGUCUUCGAACGACUGCUCCAGUUGCAGUACUUACUGGGCACACAGGAAUGGUGACCUCUUUACAGUUUUGUCCUUAUCCUAAAGGCAGCCUUCACUACUUAAUAUCAACAGGGAAUGAUGGAUGUGUGUGUUUCUGGCAGUGGAGCACAAAAACUACCAUUUUCAACCCAAAACCUCUUAAGUUUACAGAAAGAAACAGAGCUGGAGCCCAGAUGAUUUGUUCUUCCUUCAGCUCAGGUGGUAUUUUCUUAGCAACUGGAAGUACAGAUCACCAUGUUCGAGUCUACAAUAUUUUGGGGAACAGUGAACCUGAGAAAAUCAUGGAAUUAGAAUUUCAUUCAGAUCGAGUAGAUAGCUUACAGUUUAGCCACAUAGGUUGUAGGUUUAUUACCGGUAGCAAAGAUGGCACAGCUCUUGUAUGGUGGUAUGAACGACAGAAAUGGAACACCACUUGCCUAAAGAUGACUGCUAAACUUCCAGGUGUUCCUCCUGAUGAAGGGGAAGAUACAAAAUUGAAACUGAAAGUUACAAUGGUCGGAUGGAGUCUUGAUGACUCUCUUGUUAUUACAGCAGUCAAUGACCACUCGCUUAAAGUCUGGGAUUCCUACACUGGCACCUUGAAGCACAUACUGAAUUGUCAUGAAGAUGAAGUUUUUGUCUUGGAAACACAUCCGACAGAUACAAGAAUAUUGCUGAGUGCGGGUCACGAUGGUCGAAUUGUAUUGUGGGACAUAAUAUCUGGGGUUGUGAUAAAAAGCUUUUUCAAUACAAUUGAAGGACAGGGUCACGGAGCUGUGUUUGACUGUAAGUUUUCCUUUGAUGGACUUAUGUUUGCCUCUACAGACUCACAUGGUCAUAUUAGUAUCUUUGGACUUGGUUCCAAUGAGCGAUACAAAAAGGUGCCAGAGGAACAGUUUUUCCACACGGAUUAUCGACCACUGAUUCGUGAUUCUAACCAGCAUGUCCUGGAUGAACAGACACAAUGUGCCCCACACCUGAUGCCACCACCGUUCCUUGUCGAUAUAGAUGGGAAUCCUUACCCCCCUCACUUGCAGCGACUUGUUCCUGGAAGAGAAAAUUGUAAUGAGUCUCAGCUUAUUCCAUACAUUGCUGUCUUAGCUGAAGGGCAAGCAGAAAUUCUCGAACCAAUACGACCAGUGGAAAAUGACCAACAGAGACGAACUAUUGAUGAAAUGAUUGAAAGACUUCAGCAACAGCAGAAUGUUCGUCGAGUGAAUCCCCCAGGAACCCCUGGAGGAGGAGGGCGAGAAAAUGAUCGAAAUGCUCAAGGCCCUCUCUCACCUCGUCUGCUAGUCCAAAGAUCAUUAUCUGGACACAGUCGAGUAGGCAUGAGACGUAACGGAGAUAUAGAGGGCGUUAGACAGUCCAGUGGCAACUGGCAGUCUCGUGGGCAGUUUUCUGGUGGUCCUUCAUGGCUAAAGAAAGUAGUUGUGAAACCAAUGUCUUUUCAACAAGUUCAUCAGCACGAGAGAGUGAGGCAAGCGGCAGCUGAUCAUGAGCUGGCACAUUUUAACCGUGAGAAAAGAAAAAAACCAAUACGUGAUGUGCAAGAGGAAGAAACUGACAGUUUGAAGAUAAGACGGCAAAGACGUAGUACUCGUAAGCAGCAACAGCAACAGAAUACUAGGACAAGGUCAGUUAGGGAACUAACGAGGAACAAUCGUUAUGCUGAAGAUUUUGAGAAUCCAGAGGAAAUAAGCAUUAGCAGCUCAAAUCCUUCAGAAAGUAGCGAUGAAGAUGGUAGAACGUGGGCAGACAGUUCUAGUGGUGAGGCAGGAACAGACUCACCAGAACAUUCAGAUUGGACUGCCGAUGUUGGUGUGAGCUUAGACUCUUCAAGAAAGAAAACAAGAACACUAAGAUAUCAAUCUAACGAGGAAGACGAUGAAGGAGAAGAAGAAACGCAAGCCAAAGAAGAAGAAGAAAGAAAAGAACGCAAGCGAAAACAGAACAAACGAAGAAACAGAAAAAUAAAAGAAGUGCCUGAGGAAUAUAAACCCCCUGAAUGGCUCACAGAUGUAAUUCCCCAUAAGACUCCAUAUGUUCCUCAAGUUGGAGACGAAGUGGUUUAUUUUCGGCAAGGACAUGAACUAUACAUUAAAGCUGUCAGAAAAGGAAAGAUAUAUGAUAUCAGUUUAAAAAAUCAGCCUUUCAGGAAACACAACUUGAGGGAACAAGAACUAGUUCGUGUAGAAGACAUAAAGUAUGAAAUACGGCCUCCACGUUUGUGUCAUCUCCAGUUAGUCAUGAUCGAUCCAGAAACUGGAGAUCCUACAGGAGAAAGUUUUACUUUAAAGUACCAUGAUAUGGCUGAUGUUAUUGACUUCUUAGUGUUGCGCUAUUACUACAAUCAAGCGAUGGAGCGACACUGGAAGGCUGCUGAUCGCUUUAGGUGUAUCAUAGAUGAUGCUUGGUGGCUUGGAAGGAUUGAUCAUCAAGAACCUUUACAAGAGGAAUACCCUGACUGCAUGUUCCAGUGUUUUUUUGUAAUGUGGGACAACCAAGAGAUGGAAAGAAUGAGCCCUUGGGAUUUCGAACCUUUAGAUCUCAGUCGAUUACCUGAUGAGCAAGGUGGCAGUAUAGAUGUUACUGAUGAUGAGAGGCUUGCUAUGAAGUAUGUUCCAAAACCAAGUGAGUGGCCGAAGUGUGGUCAAGAUCAGGAGUGUGAUCGACUGGCGAGAGGACUGGAGCAGGUUAUCGAACUAGCUAUAGCUGAACCAUUCAUGGUACCCGUGGACUUAAAUCGCUACCCUGUCUAUGCUCUUGUAGUUGAGUAUCCGAUUGACCUGAGUACAAUUAAAGCUAGAUUGGAAAACCGUUUCUACAGACGUCUGGAAGCUGUGAAGUUUGAUGUGAAGUUUAUUGAAAAGAAUGCCAAGAAGUUUAAUGAACCUAAAAGUCAUAUUGUAAAACAAGCUAACAUCAUUACAGAAGUUUUACUUCGCUUUAUUGAAACCUCAGACUGUACUGAUCCAAUGUUAUUGUAUCAAGAAAUAAUGGAGGCCCGACAGACUCAGUCCCUUCUCUCAGAGAGUGAUGAUGAUGAUGUCACAACCUCAGACACUGAAGAUGAAGAAAAUGGAGAAGAGGACCAAAGUGCUGAAAUAAAAUAUCAUGAAAAAAGAAGGAAAAAAAGUCUAGAGAAUAAACCAACUAAACGAAAGCGACUACAGUCUCGAGAAUGUACUUCUAGUACCUGGAUCAAACAGUGUCUUGAUUUGAUAGAGCUUAUAUUUGAAUGUGAAGACUCAACUCCUUUUAGGCAGCCAGUUGACCAAUCAGAGUAUCCUGACUACAGAGAUAUUAUUGACCACCCCAUGGAUCUUAGCACAGUGAAAAAUAAGCUACAGACUGGAAGUUACGGCAGUCCUGUGGAAUUCUGUAAAGAUAUGAGACUUAUCUUUCAAAACUCCAGGAAUUACAAUACUAAUAAGAGAUCAAAGAUCUAUGGAAUGACAAUUCGGUUAUCAGCAAUGUUCGAAGAGCACAUCAGAGGAAUUGUCAGUGACUGGCGUUCAGCAGUGAAGUAUGAGGAAAAGGUCCGGAACAAUCAAUAUGUCAGUAAUCGUAGAAAGCCACUACAGCUGUCAAUUGCUGAUUGGUCUCAUCCAUCAGGAAAUCAUCCUGCUUUAAGGAGUGCAUUAACUUCAAGUCAAGGUCGACAAGAACCAUCGAGUGUUGCGGCCAGCCAUUCUCGCUGGGUGGCCGAAGGAGAAGCUAGUUCUUCAAAUGGUGGAGAAGGGACUUCUAAGAAAAAAAAGGGGUCUCAGAUCCUAAAAGAGGGUGAGAAAAAGAAGUUAGAAGAAAAUAGUCAGAUAAAUUUCACUUCAAAAAUAAUAGAAGAAAACACGUCUACCUCUAAGGAUUUUUUGGGAAAACACAUAAGUAAUGGUGUUGUGAAGAAAAAACGAUCUCUUCGUUCUUCAGCUGAUACAAGCAGAAGAGAAAGUCCUGUUUCCAUUGAUGCUCAUGACAGUGAUCGUGAUCAGUCUGAAGAUGAAAAUUUACCAUCUUCCAGUAAGAAAAUGGAGAGAAACAAGAAUGUUUACGUACCACCAAAUAAUGACCAUAGGUAUCAUAAGCAAGACAUUAGCAACGAGUCUUUGAAAAAUAGAAGUGAUCUAACUGAUGAGGAUCAUAGAAAGUCUAAGCGACGAAAGUCAGCAAAAAAUAAAGUAGACAAAUGUGAAAGUUCCUGUAAUGUAAAUCAAAGGGACACAUCAGGUUCUGAAAGUGAAAAACAGCCUAGUUCUUCAGCAUCGAAACGAAUGUUGUCAAGAAAGAGAAAACAUUUCUCAGAUUCCAAAACUAGUCAGGAUGGCAAUACAUCUGAGGACAGAGUUUCAAGAAGAGCAAUGAAGAAAGCAAACCUUCAUCUUGAUGAAGAUUCUCAAAGUGAUGAAGAAGAAAGUGAUGGAGAAAUAACUUUGAAAUUACCUAAAGGUUCACAAAGGAAUAUAAAGAAUAUCAGUAAAAAUUUAAAAACAGAACAUUGGGAUGAAAUGACGUCUACAGAAGAAGAGAGUGAAGAUGAACCAAGAGACAAAAAUUAUUUUGGAAAGAGAAAGAAGUUCAACAAAAUCAUACAAUCAGAAGAUAGUCUUUCUUCAGAAGAAGACGAUUGUAGAACAGAAAACAGUAAAAUAGUAGGAAAAUCUGUGAAAGAAUUAAGACCUUUAAACAAAUCCUCAAAAAAUUAUAAUGAGAGUAGACAGAUGUGUAAAGAUAAGCUAAGGGGUUCAAACUCUCAAAAAUCUAAUCCUGAAUUAUCAAGAUACAAUGUGAGAAUUUUAAGGAAUCCAACACAAUCUAAAAAUGCUUUUUCAGAUGAUUCUAGUGAUAAAGAUAGUAGUGAUAGUGAAUCAACAUCAGAUAGUUCCGAGUCCAGUGAAAGUUCUAGUGACUGUAGCUCAGAUAGUGAAUCUGAAUCUAGAACAAGUGAAUCUCAGGAGUUGUCUAAUUCCAAAGGUUAUUCUAGUGCUAGAAAAAAAAGUGGGAUUAGGCGCUCAUCACGAACUGCCACUCGUAACAGCACCAGAGCUACACGAAGUGCCUUAACCCCUAGCCAGUCAUUAGAAGCUCCUUCUAGACGGUCACGAAGGAUACAGACACGCAAUAAAAAAGUUCACUACCAAGAAGACUCUGAACAAGAGUAUGAAAGUAGUCAAACCAAUGAGAGCAUUGACUCUCAGGUGCGAGAAGCCCUAUCAGUGAGUAGUCGUGGUCGUGUGCGCAAACUUUCUCGUCAUGCAAGGGCAAUGAUUGCUGAAUAGAAUAUGACUAAAAGAGUAAAAGCACUCUUCCUCUGUGAUUGAACUAAUACAUUUUUUAAUCAUUCAUUGUCAUAAAUUUUCCUUUAUGUUCCAUAUGUGCCAUUACAGAUAAGUCAUCCAUGGUUCGUUCCUUUAUCUAUCUAAGGAACAACAUUUGUAAUUUUGAUGCAUAAUUCGUAUGAAAUAUGAUUGUGAAAAGAAACAUGUUGCAUUCCUUCCAAGUUAAAAAUGUGUAAACUAUGAAAUAGAUUUCUGUUUGAAAAAUGAUUGACUAGCCUUUCUCAGGGUAGGAAAGGAAUUUGAUUAAACACAUGUUAGGAAGCUCAGAAAUAUCUUUUAGUAAAGAAAACAAUAAUAGUUAUUAAUAAUUUUAUAAAAUUUGUAUUCCAUGUAAGUCACCUUUGUAACAUAGCAUUGUUCAAUUUGAUUCUUUGAAUGAAACUUUUUAAUAUCUUCACAAUUUUCUAUUACACAUGUGGGGACCAAAGUAACGAUGAGUAUUGAUGGAACUAGUUAUGUAUAUUAAUGUGAAAUUAAGAGCUUUGACUUGUUUUGCUUAUCUUUUAUAGUAUUUGUUUUUUCCAUGAACCUCUUCUAUAACUAAAAGACAAAAACAAUCUCAUGUUUAUAUUUCCAGUUGUUUAUUGCUAGUUUUUUCAUCAUAUUCUGCAAGAAAAUUAACAUUUUUGAGGUUAAUUACAGUUGUCCAAACUAAUAUAUAAAUGCUCAUGCUGCUUGAUCUAAUAUCAAAUGUCUUAUGACUAAUUUUUGUAACAAAAUUCAUGAUGCAGUGUCAAUUCAGUUUGUUCAUUUCUGUUGGGAUCUUAGAAGGAACUUGCUUAUCAUUUACCAAGCAAACUUAUAAACUCAUAGGCAACCGCUAGUAGUAAAAAAAAGAUUAGCUGAAAAACUGAAAAGAAAAACUAGGAAAAUGUAACAGUAUUGAAAUAUUUUAAAUAUAUCUAAUGUUGUUCUGAGAAAUGUUAGCUAAAAGCUUUAUAAUGAAAUAUAUCACAUGAAAUCUGAUAAAAAUCGAACAUCAGUUUUCUUCACUGUAACUACUAUUAUUAUUGUUUAUUGGGUGACGAGAACCUACUAAACAAAUCCUAAGUAUAGUUCUACAACUAAGUAGUUAUUAAGAUUUGGGCAUUCUGAGUCUACUGCAGAAAGUAUUUUUAAGUUAUCUAUAUGAUACUCAUCUUCUGUAAUUUUUUUUUCAAGGCUAAUGUUUUGUUUUUGAUUUUUUUUUAUAAUCAAAAUCUUGCAAUUAUAAGAAGAGAAAACCGUUGUAUUUAGUUACAGAAAAUAAUAAUGAUAAGCCUGGUUGCCAUUUGACUGUGUAUUGACUUACAAAUAAGAACAACAGAUAUCUUAACACUUGUUAAAUUACAUCAUGUUCUCUAGAAAAUAUUGUUACUGUUCCAGUUGUAUUAUUAUUGAUUUGAUAUAAAAAAAAAAUAUGUAUAGGAAAAAUAUUUAUAUGUUUAGAAUUGAAGAAGCUAGAAAGAUACAUUUGAAAAUUACCUCCUGUGCUAGAAUUGUGUAUCAUAAGUUUAUCAAAAAUUAUUGAAAAAUUUAAGAAGGUAAUAACACAUAACCUUAAUUAUUGUUUAAAAUAAACUUUUACUAGGAGCUAUAGCAUGAUAAUCAGUGGAUCAUAUAAUGUGUUAAAAAAAAUCAGCAUAAUUUAUAGCUACAGCAAUUUAUUGUUGUGGCAGUCUUUCUCUUUGUAAAUGUAUCAUGAAUGGGGGGGUGCACCAAAGAACAAAAAAUAAUGUAGUAAAACUUACAUUACCUCUGUAAAUAAAGUUUAUGCAAAAAUAUCUUUAAAUAGUUCACAUCCUUGUAUUUUCUUGAGGGAGAAGACAUUUCCUCAUUAUUACACAAUUUAAAGAUUUGCCAGGAAUGAGAGAUUGAGAUUAUGUUUGAUGGGACUCCACAAAAAAUAUUUUCUAUGACUUUAUGGAGUACAUUCUCAUUGAAAAACGAGUAUUCUAAACUAAUAAACAAUGUGGGUAACUUAUUCUCAACUGUAAUGACCUAUAACCAUGAACUCUUUUAGAACAGUGGUUACCAAUCUUUUUAGAGACCGACAGAAUUUUUACUGACUAGUAAUUAAACACAACAUAAUUAAAGGUUUUGAUGUUAACUAAGUUUACCAACUAUGGAACUUUCAUGUUUUAUUAAGUGAUAAUUUUGUGGUCUUUAUAACCUCCGUUUAUAAUGCACCAUGUGGUCAAGUAACUUUUAACCUCCUUUUUUUUUGUUUGACUGUCAUUUGCAUCAUAAUUUAUUCAUUAACAGGAUUGAAAUAUGUAUGUUUAUAAUACUGAUGAUAAAAUUCAUGAAUUUUGUUAAUUUACUACUUUUUGUACAGCAAAAUGCCACAAAUAAAGCAUUUGAUCAAACAUAA
This is a messenger RNA of Limulus polyphemus (Atlantic horseshoe crab), 8727 nucleotides long. RefSeq names its product bromodomain and WD repeat-containing protein 3-like. The transcript is spliced from 32 exons. The record is from RefSeq and is a predicted model, not a curated record. The coding region runs from base 249 to 6314 and encodes 2021 amino acids. Gene Ontology annotation, cellular component: nucleus. NCBI's taxonomy places the organism in Eukaryota, Metazoa, Arthropoda, Merostomata, Xiphosura, Limulidae. Gene Ontology annotation, molecular function: protein binding. Gene Ontology annotation, biological process: regulation of cell shape; cytoskeleton organization; regulation of transcription by RNA polymerase II.